GCUCUAAGACAGAGACACCAAGGAGGUGUACUUCCUGUGUUUCGUGAGAGAAGAAUGGGGCAGGAGAGCGACGAGGAGAGUUGUGUACUUUUUAUUGCCAGGAGGGGUCCACACAGACGAUCACAUCGGCAGUAGAGAGGAGGGAAAAGGCCUUAAGUAGCGGACAGACUCAACAUACUUUAGUUUGAUUUAUCAGAGUUCCGUUCUCUGUUCAGCAACAGCGACUGAGAGGACAAGAAGAGAGAAGGAGGAGGGGAAAGAUAAGUGUCAAUCUGUUGAGACCUGUUUGGGAAUUUGAGGAAGGAGGAGAGGUGGGGACAGACAGAGAGAGGGAGCAAGAGGAAAAAGCAAGGAAGUCUCAGGUGUAAACAUUAAGUUUUCACAAGAGUUAAACUAUUGAGAGAAAAAGAAAAAGGCAGUUUUGAUUCAUUGUUAUGUGAAUACAUGGAAUGAAUGCUUGUGUGUUGUGCAAUCCCAUGCUUUUGAGCUGAGUUGGCUCGGGGGGAGAUCACAAAUCUCCCCAGGAUACUACAUUCAGGUUCUCCAAAUUAUGAUACUAUGGGGACCAAAAGGCCCAGCUGCACCAUCUUUGACACUGUAUCUAACAUAAACACAUCUGACCGCAAACUUCAGUCAGGCGGAAAAAUCUCCCGGGAUCCAAGUCCCAGGCCAGCGAUGACUGCCCAGUCGGAGCGAGAGAGAGACAGCAAACAAGAGGAAGACCGGAGGAGAGAAAGAGAAACAGAGAAAAUGAGACACAAGGCAAGAUACAAAGAUAUAGACCCUCGGGAGAGAUACUACGAAAGUUACCGAGCUCCAGCGCCCUGGCCGAGAGAGGGGGAAAGAGAGUGGAGGGAGAGAGAAAGGAGGCAAGAAAAUGACAGAAGCAGAAACAAGAAGCUGCUGUUGAAUGUAGAGAAGGAGACUGAGAGAGAUGUAGAGAGGGGGACGAAGAAAGGCGACACAUUUCCCAGAAUGAGAAAAAGCAGCGCAGAUCGUGGCAGAAGAAUGCUGGCCACCACUGAGAUGCAUGAAGAGAGAGGGGAAAGGAGGCAGAGAGAUAGGCCAAAAAGAGUAGAGCCAGAUGACUGGGAGAGAGAAAGAGAGAGGGCACGGCAGAGAGAGAGGUACAGAGAGAGGGAAAGAGAUGAGAUGCGAAGCAGGGCAAAAGAAGAUGGAACAAACACCGGACGAAGACCUGUAGAAGAUAGGAAAUCACGACAGAGGGAAAGAUAUCAGGAGUCUGAUGUUGGUUUUCAAGACAGGAGAAGAGAAGUGGGUGAUUCACGGGACAGAAGAGAAAGGGAUGCAGCUAGAAAAAGAGAAAAGCCAAGGCCUAACACAGGAAAGAGGGAGGUCAGGGUGCCUUCUCCACACAGAAGAAGAGACAGAGAAAUCUACUCAGAUAGUAAGGAGAGAGAAAAGGCACACAGGAAAGAGGGAAGGAGGGACACCAGAAGUGAAGGAGACAGUGACGACAGAGAGCUGAAGAGGGAAAGAGCGAGGGCCAGAGAGAGGGCGGAGUUGACAUAUCAACACAGCAGAAGUGAGGGGGACAACACGGGCAAUACAGAGAGUGAGAGAGAUCAAGAUAGGCAGGGAUACAUGGAAGAGGACAGACAGAGAUACAGAGACAGGGACAGAGAAAGAGAAGUGGAUCGAUCCAGGAGGAGGGUAGUGGAGAAGGAUAGGGAGAAGUACAGAGAGGUUGACAGAAGAGCAGAAAUGGGAGGAGAAAGAUGGAAGGAAAGUGUGAGAGACUUGAAUGAUGACAGGAAAGAGGAUGACAGAUACAAAGAGUAUGAGCAGAGGAGACGCAGGGAAAGAGAGGCCGAUCCUAGGUGGGAUGAUACGACAGGCAGAAGCAGCCGAUCUUUGAACGAGACAGCUCCUAGGGUGCCGCCACGAGCCCAGAGCAGCGGAGAGUGGAGCAGCGACAUGGACAGUGAGAUUAAAUAUAGAAGAGGCAGAGACAGUUAUGAAGAGAGGGAAUCAGGGAGAGAGAGCACUACUGGAAGUGACAGAGAUGUAGAUAAACAGAGAAAUCCAGAGAGAUCUGCUGAAAGGAGUCAAAGGGAGCAAAAAAGAAGUGAGAGACAAGAGCGAGAUAGGGGAGAGACGACAGGCGGCGUGCCAGAACAGAGAAGGAUGUGGUUGGAGCCACAGAGGGGUAAGAAUAGUAAAGAAGAAUUUGUAGACAGAGAGAGACACACAAGGGGGGAAGAGAGGAGGAGAGUAAAAGAGGAACCAGAUGACACAUACCAAAGCAGUUACAGGGGAAGACGUGGAGGGAGAAAUCAGUACAGGGGAGACAUAGAGAGGGAGACAGAGGGUGUUAGUGUAGAUGGAGAGGAGGUGGGUGACACCUGGAGAAAAAUAGAUAAGAGAGGGAAGGAACAUCUGUCUGACAGCGAAGGAGGGAUAGAGGGAAGCCGGCAGAGGGAUGCAGAGGGUGAGAACGUGACAUAUAACACAGAGGGGAGUGACAGAGAGGAAGAGGGUGGGAGCGAUUAUUGUGCCCGCUCCGAGAGCGAAGGAGGAAGUGAGACAGGGUGGAAGCAAGAGGGAGACAGAAUGCUGUCAGGAGAAGACGGCUUUGUGACCGUGUCUAGCGGCGGAGACGAUGAGGACGAAAGAGAGGAAGAUGAAGAGGAGGAUUUUGAAGACUGUCAGGAAUUCUGGGAAGGUGGAGUUAUAUAUGAGGGCCCCUCACCUGUUGCUGUUAAGGGGUGUGAGGGAGACAAGGAGAAAGAAGAGGAAUGGACAAUAGGAAAGGAGGAGGCGGUGGAUGACGAGGAACAGGGGAGGGAAAAGCAGCCAAAGUACGUCUUCUGUGUGAUUGGGCAAACGUUGCCCCGAUCAGAAAUCAACAAGAGGUCACCAUCACAAGUUGAUCAGAUGGGAGGAGUGGAAAAUGACAAGCCAAAUUUAGAAAGCUGUCAUCAUAGAAAUGAUGAAUACCCAAUCAUCAACAACCUGGCCACAGAGAACAAGAGUGAGUAUAACGUGCCAAGGGAGGAAAGGGCAGCCAUGGGAGAAAUAGCUGAAGUGGAUAUCAGAUAUGGAGUCUCGUCAGAGCUUCAAAACACAGAGACUGAAGAGGGAAUGAGGAGCAAAAAGGAGCACCCGUAUGCUGAAAUAGGGACAGUUAAAAGAGACUCACGGACUGAAAAACUCCUUAUAGAGUGGAGAGAGAAAAAUAAAGAAGGGCUGGAAAGAGAGCAAUUUUCACCAGUCCCGACUAAUCCCUAUGCUGAUGUUUGUUCUCAGGUGAUGUUUGAGCAAAUUCAACCCAUCUUGGAUGGGAUUAACACUGGAGUAAUGAGCCCAGAGGAGGUGGAGGCCAUUCGGAUCCGAAUGAGCGGGGCAUGGAGCAUGUCCGAGGAGCCCAAGCGGCAUUCCCAAGCCCCCCACCUUAAAUGGGCCAAAAAUGUAGUGCGGGAGAUUCUGGGACGCUCAGAGGAACAGACUGUGGAUGAACCUAAUGCAGAGGUACAAGCAGAGCAAGGGGUUGACCAAUCUGAGGCAUCCAUCAAGAAUGCCAAGCAACAGGAGGAGGCUGCACAAGGGACUGGAGAGAUGCCUGUUGUUAAGUUGGAAACGGACAAACAGCAUUCAGAGCCAGCUCUAGAGGAGGAAGAGCCGUUGGAGGUGGAGGGAUUGAGAGGUAUGGGGCAGAGCCAAGCUGACAUGCAUGCUGACCAGUUCUCAGCUAUGCAUGGUGACGCACCUACAUACACUCAUGCUGACACACUGUUAGACACAGAAGGGAAGGAGGAUCACAGUAUGGACAAAGAGACUGAGCCUUCUGGUCAGCUUCAGUCAGAAAUGGCAGAAAUAGAGGUGAAAAUUAGUGAAGAGGUAGGUGAUGAGGUUAGGUUAUCAGAAAUGGAAAAAGAAGCAAGCAGAGAGAAAGAAGUUGAGAUGUAUUUAUCUGUGAGCAACACGCUGUAUAAGCAUAACAGCUGCCCCAUUCUUAAUUAUGAAAGUGACUCUGACCUCCUCAUUCCCUCCAGAGGAGGCGAGGGCCAGGAGGUUGAAGACAGAAUGGGUGAAAGUGAAGAAGAAAAGCAGGGAGAGGAGCCUGAAGAGAGGGGUAAUGCAGAGGAGGUGGAAAAGAUGAGGGAUGGAGAGGGAACUGAGGUGGCUAGCAGAGAGGGAGAGGUGGUGGCAGAAAGCAAAAUAGAAAGGGGGACUCUGACGAGCAGCUGCAGUUUCCAAGAUUUGGGUCCUGAGGCUCGAUUACGAAGAAGAGGGAUCCGUAAAACCACUGAAAGAAGAAAUGGAGAGCUUGUAGAAGUGGAAGAAGAGGAAAGUGUUGGAAGGGAUCGCAGAACCAGAAUAUUCUCUACAACAGAUGAUGAGGAUGAUAGGAGCAAAAGCUGGGGAGAAGUAGAGCUGAGGAAUGUUUUGGACACAAUCGACAGACGGAAAAGGAGCUCAAAGUUUUUCAAUGCUGCCCAGCUCUACCAGCAGUACAGCGAGGCCGCUCAGAACUUUGAGAUCCUGCGUCAGGCUCGCUCUGAUGUCAUCUCUGUAUGCGGGGACGCUACCCAGUCUCCCGCUCCCUCACCUCCUCCUGCCCGCAGACCUCUUCCUCUCCUACCUUCUGUCCUGCACUCCCACUUCUUGUCCCACACAUGCUCCAUCACCAGUGUCAAAAGCUUGCCUCUCCCUGAGCCCCCCAAGAGUGAAGGCAGGCCUUCCUCCCCACGUCUAUCCAUUUCUCUCUCACAGUCAACCACACUGUGGCGGGAGCUGCCGGCGGUCAGGAACAGUGCUGAGCUGGAGGGGCUCACAGAGGACCAGAGGCGACUACAGGAGGUAAGAUUUGAAGUGGUGACCUCAGAGGCCUCCUACUGCCGGAGUUUGGACAUUGUUGUUGAACACUUUGUUAAGUCCAAACAGCUGGGGGCGCUGUUGACCACUCAGGAUAGGAAUUGGCUCUUUUCCCGGCUGGCUGAUGUUCGUGCCAUCAGCCACAGUUUUUUAUCAAAGCUGGAGGAGCGGGUGGAAUCAGACAUCAUGUCUUUCACCGUGUGUGAUAUCAUUGCUCGGCACUGUCAGCGCUUCAAAAUGGUUUAUGUGCCCUACCUCACCAACCAGUCCUAUCAGGACGCCACCUAUCAGAGACUCAUGAAUGAGAAUCCAGGGUUCAAGCGGAUUGUGGACAAAUUAGAGAGGAGUCCAGUUUGUCAGAGGCUUCCUCUUCGUUCCUUCCUUGUCCUUCCUUUCCAAAGGAUCACAAGACUUAAGCUGCUGGUCCAGAACAUUGUGAAGAGAACAACUCCUGGUACUGCAGAGGCGACUCAGGCCAUCAAAUCUUUGAAACUUCUGGAAAAGCUGAUUCAAGAGAGUAAUGACAGCAUCACUCAGAUGAAAAGCAUUGAGUCCCUGGUCUCUCUCAGUGCUAAGGUGGACUUUGAGUGCAGGACUCUUCCUCUGAUUAGUCAGUCUCGGAGGUUGGUGCGGGAAGGGCCAGUCACUGAACUGAUGGAUUUCUCUCUAAAGGAAACAGAGAGGAAUGUUUACCUGCACCUAUUCAAUGACUACUUGCUACUUUCACAACAAAAAGAAGGGAGAUUCACAGUAAUAGACCACUCCCCUGUAUCAGACCUGCGUGCAGAGAACUGUCGUGUCAAACUUCACUCCCUCCAGAAGAACCUGUUCCGGCUGCACAUGACGCACAAAGCCCUGCUGCUACGGACUGACACACAGAGUGAUAAGCUACGCUGGAUAUCCGCUCUUUCCCAGCCACAUCCAGAAACAGAUUUUUCUGCUGCACAAGAUUUUGGACAGAUGCAGUGUAUCCGAGCUUUUGUUGCCCAGCAACCUGAUGAGUUGUCGUUGGAAAAAGCUGAUGUCAUUCUAGUACACCAACAAAGCAGUGACCAUUGGGUAGAGGGGACCAGACUGUCUGAUCGGCAUCGUGGAUGGGUGCCCGGUUCCCAUUUGGAAACCAUAAGCAGCUCUAGAGCCCGAGAACGCAACCUGUCAGAUGCUCUAAAACUGACAACGGCCACAGCUGCUGUUUGACCAGGACGCUCAGAGUGGGACUAAACUGACUGACGUCCUGGAUGCACCGUAAAGGAGAAGACUCUCAGUCUGCUUCAAACUGCUGGAAAUUAGACUAAGGACAUUCAGUGCUCCAAAUGAGAUUUCAUUUAUUGAACUGUUCAAGAGUGCAGCAACUGAAAUGCUGUAAGAAUGCAUCUCAAUGUAGCAUUGGGUCUCACAUGUUUCACUCAGUGGAACAAUAUAUUGCCAUAUGUGAACUGCUGAGGCCUGCCUGAAAGACAUUAAGGACAUUGUGACUCUAUUAACUGUUAUAUACAGUACAUUACAAACAUUGUGUGUACUAUAAUACAUCAAGAAACUGGUGUUUUAAGAAAAACAGUUUUAAAGGGAUAUUACCUUUUCCAAGAAAUUUUAUUUUUGGAAAAUGUAUUAUUAUUUGUGUAUACUGAACAGAAUCUAACAGUUGAGUGAUUGAUGCAUGUCUAUUGAAGAGAUGGCCCCUGCAUGCAGGAGAGCUGACAGAAAUAAUGUGCAAUGUACAAGGCAAUUCAAAGAUGUACAUAGCUUACACAGUGAGGACAUUUCAAAAAAUUCAUAUUGGUGGAAUAAAAUCACUUUUGAACAUA
Messenger RNA from Siniperca chuatsi (mandarin fish), 6644 nucleotides. It is a transcript of the gene arhgef5, whose product is annotated as Rho guanine nucleotide exchange factor (GEF) 5. The record is from RefSeq and is a predicted model, not a curated record. Gene Ontology annotation, molecular function: guanyl-nucleotide exchange factor activity; protein binding. Lineage: Eukaryota; Metazoa; Chordata; Actinopteri; Centrarchiformes; Sinipercidae. The transcript is spliced from 15 exons. Gene Ontology annotation, biological process: activation of GTPase activity; intracellular signal transduction. Gene Ontology annotation, cellular component: cytoplasm; nucleus. The coding region runs from base 559 to 6036 and encodes 1825 amino acids.